Messenger RNA from Helianthus annuus (common sunflower), 2831 nucleotides. RefSeq names its product casein kinase 1-like protein HD16. Bases 348 to 2381 code for a protein of 677 amino acids. Gene Ontology annotation, biological process: endocytosis; signal transduction; peptidyl-serine phosphorylation. Gene Ontology annotation, molecular function: protein serine/threonine kinase activity; ATP binding. Gene Ontology annotation, cellular component: nucleus; cytoplasm. The record is from RefSeq and is a predicted model, not a curated record. The transcript is spliced from 19 exons. NCBI's taxonomy places the organism in Eukaryota, Viridiplantae, Streptophyta, Magnoliopsida, Asterales, Asteraceae.
CGCCUGACAAGUUUCACAUCUUUCCAUGCGCCACACACACACAAACACACACCACACCAUUGUUUCUUUCUCUUUUUUACUCAUCCAUAUAUAAAUAAAACCAACCCCAUCUCAUCAAAAUUCGAUCUUUUUUAAUCUUUUGGGAUUUUUUUCAUAAUCUUAUUAAUACCCACAUCAAUCAACAAUCUGUCUACACAAUCUUUCAAUCAAAGAUAUGUUGUACACAGCCUUUUGAGUUUGUGAAAUAUUUUAUUUGUAUCCACCAUUGAUCAUAUCUCGGGAUAAUUCGAUAUGUUAUCUAAAGUUAUUUGACGUUGAAGAAUAUAUAUAUUUAUGCAUGCAAAAAGAUGCCUGAUUUGAGACGUGGAGUUCGCCAAUCUAAAAAAAUCAUUAACACUAAUGAUAACGAUGAUGAUGUCGUUGUAGCCCCUACUCCUCGUCGUGGGACCCGCAGAGGGAAAGCUCAGACACCAAAAGCACCAAUGCCGAGGCCAGCUGGUAGAGGUCGAGGGGGAAGAGCGACGAAACAAGAUAAAAAUGUUGAAUUAUUUGGUGGACGUGGCCCCCAGUUGAAUUUGGAUGCGGCACUUCGUGAUCAAUUGGUUGUGGGUGCGGAAAAAAAUGUUGCUAAUGGUGAGGAGGAAGGAAGCUCGGAUCCAGUUCCUGAAAGGGUGCAGGUUGGCAAUUCUCCUGCAUACAAGUUAGAGAGAAAGUUAGGAAAAGGAGGUUUUGGUCAAGUUUAUGUAGGUAGAAGGGUGACGGGUGGGUCGGGAAACACGGGGCCGGAUGCUCUUGAGGUCGCUUUGAAGUUAGAGCAUCGGAAUGGAAAGGGGUGUAAUUAUGGUCCUCCUUACGAAUGGCAAGUUUAUAGUAAUCUUAAUGGUUGUUACGGACUUCCAAUGGUCCACCACAAAGGCCGCCAAGGAGACUAUUAUAUCCUUGUUAUGGACAAACUAGGCCCGAGUUUGUGGGACGUGUGGAACUCUAACAACCAAACUCUCUCGGAAGAAAUGGUUGCUUGUAUAGCAGUGGAGUCUUUAUCGAUAUUAGAGCAGCUUCACUUAAGAGGUUUUGUUCAUGGAGAUGUGAAGCCAGAAAAUUUUUUACUUGGUCAGCCCGGGACACCCAAUGAGAAAAAGUUGUAUUUAGUUGAUCUUGGUUUAGCUUCAAAAUGGAGGGACACUUCUUCGGGUAAUCAUGUUGACUAUGACCAAAAGCCUGAUGUGUUCAGGGGAACGGUACGUUACGCAAGUGUACAUGCACAUUUAGGAAGAACAGGAAGCAGAAGAGAUGAUCUUGAAUCUUUGGCUUAUACAUUGAUAUUUCUCCUUAAAGGGAAACUUCCGUGGCAAGGUUUCAUUGGCGAUAACAAAGGGUUCCUUGUUUGUAGAAAGAAGAUGGCGACGUCUCCCGAUCAUCUUUGUUACUUUUGUCCUUCACCAUUUAAAGAGUUUCUUGAAGUGGUGACAAGUUUAAAAUUUGAUGAAGAACCUAAUUACUCGAAGCUUAUCGCAUUGUUCGAAAAUUGUCUGGUUUCUAAUGCCUCUUUGCGUCCAUUGCGAAUUGACGGUGCCCUAAAGGUGGGGCAAAAGAGGGGAAGGUUACUUAGUAAUUUGGAAGACACUCAGCCUAGGAAGAAAAUCAGGCUCGGGAUUCCCGCUAAUCAGUGGAUUUCCGUUUAUUCAUCAAGAACACCAAUGAAACAAAGGUACUAUUACAAUGUAAGGGAUUCAAGACUACACCAACAUGUGGAACAAGGGAAAAACGAUGGGCUUUACGUUAGCUGUGUAGCAUCAUCCCAGAAUCUAUGGGCCGUCAUCAUGGAUGCCGGGACUGGGUUCACUUCACAAGUUUAUGAAAUUUCCCCCGUCUUUUUACGCAAGGAGUGGAUAAUGGAACAAUGGGAGAAGAAUUAUUACAUUACGUCACUUGCGGGUGCAUCAAAUGGUACUGCCUUGGUUGUAAUGUCCAAGGGGACAACAUAUACACAACAAUCAUACAAAGUGAGUGAAGUUUUUCCAUUCAAAUGGAUCAACAAGAAAUGGAAGGAGGGCUUUUUGGUCACUUCAAUGACCACUUCGGGGAAUAAAUGGGGCAUCGUGAUGUCUCGUGAUACACAAUAUUCUAAUCAGGUUGUGGAGCUUGAUUUUCUAUAUCCCAGUGAAGGGAUUCAUAGAAGAUGGGAAAACGGGUACCGAAUCACAUCGGCUGCUGCCACUGAAGAUCAAGCCGCUUUUAUUCUUAGUACUUCCAAAAGGAGACUUCAAGAUGUUACUCAAGAAACACUUAGGACUACCACUUUUCCUUGUACACAUGUUAAGGAAAAAUGGUCAAAGAAUUUGUACAUAGCAUCCAUCUGUUACGGGAGAACCGUAUCUUGAAAUUUGCAAGAAUUUUUUUGGUGGGCGAUUGUGGCGAUCCUACAAACUGAAAUAUGCACAGAAAACUUCCCAUUACGCCUUCCCUUUCGAUGAGGGUAUCAAAUGUCUGCUCAAAAUGAUGUCGUUUAGCCGCCUUCCCGUCACCCGUUUCUUGAGAAAAAGUGAUUUGACUUAAAGUCAACGUUUCUGGACCCUUUUAUAUUAAGAAAAAAAAGAAAGAUCCGUAAUUUAUACUCUGUUGUUGUCGCGAAGAAGAAAGGGUUUUGUUUCAGCACCCCUAUCUCUUUCGGGUUUGGUGGUGUGUAGUAAGUAUAUGGUGUAUAGUUGCUAAACUUUGGGAGUCUAAACUGGUGGUCAAAACUAAAAUGUGUGUUGUUUAAUGACUUGAUAUUGUAAUGCAAGAAAUGGUGAAGAGAUUUAUACUAUUCUUGCUGAAUUGAUCCUUUUUCA